Messenger RNA from Oryzias melastigma (Indian medaka), 1429 nucleotides. Its product is annotated as TNFAIP3-interacting protein 1. Bases 291 to 1091 code for a protein of 266 amino acids. Gene Ontology annotation, biological process: regulation of transcription by RNA polymerase II; cellular response to lipopolysaccharide. The record is from RefSeq and is a predicted model, not a curated record. NCBI's taxonomy places the organism in Eukaryota, Metazoa, Chordata, Actinopteri, Beloniformes, Adrianichthyidae. The transcript has 11 exons.
GUGUUCAAUCAAUCCUAAUGACACGCCUGAGUCAGCUCAUUAGCUGUUGUAGGGUGUGUGAUGAAGACUAUAAUGCAUGGAGCUCCUGUGCUGCCGGGAUGGGUGGCUCCAGUUUUCCAGAUCUGGUGACCUAACUUGUUCUCCAGCGCGCGGGCGACCGCACGAGCAUGAAAAGGGAAUCCCUGCGGCUGAUUGGACAAGCCCUGUGACGUCACAGAGUUCCGGGUAUAAAGAGGUUCUGGGUUCUUACAGGAGGUGCAGAUUUUUUCGAGCUCAGAGGAUAAACCGCGAUGUCGUUACACAAAAACUCUGAGGAAAGAACGUCGGUGAGGAUCCAGCAGCGGCUGUAUCCAUCACUGCCAAACGCCGACAGGUAUGAGAUCUGUUUGCCGGUGGGCUCGAGUCCAGAAGGUUCGGAGCUCCGUUUCAACGCCCUGGUGGAGGAACCGACGUGUGAGGAACCCCUGAUCAGCAUGAAGGCGCAGAUCCUUCUCUUGGAGGAGCAGAGAAAAGAGCUUCUCCUCAUCAAUAAGAAGUGGGCAAAGGAGUACAGAUCUAUGGUGCAGUACUACAAGCAGAAGGUGAAAUGUUUGAGUUUAGCGCAGCACCAGGACAGCGCCGCAGAGGAGAAGCGCGUCACCUUUGACCUGAAAAAGACGUUAGGAGGGAAGGCUGCAGAGGAGGAAGCCGAAGAGCUGCGGCUGCAGAACAGCACUCUGACCCGUAGGGGGCAGCAGCAGCACGAGGAGAUCAGGCGGCUCAACGAGGCUUUAGAGGAGGCGCUCCGCGGUUCUGAGAGCCAAACACUACCAGACGUCUGGAAACAUCAGGCUGAGGUCUACAAAGAAGACUUUCUGAAGGAGCGCAGAGACCGGGAGAUUCUGAAGGAGAAGUAUCUGGAGCUGGAGAAGCGCUCCAGAAGAGCUCACGAGGAGCUCCGCCUCCUCAAGUCUCAGGUGACGCGGAUGAAGCCGACUCCCACCUGUUCCUGCGGGACUCGAGCUACAAGUCCAGACUGGGACGUCUGUUCGGUCAACCAGCAGCACAAACAUCAAAGACGCUACACUGCAGACGAGAAAAUCCCAAAAUGAUUAUUUUCCAAGCUUUGGGAUUAUGAGUUUGCACCGAACUGCCUGAAAAAACGAUGAACUUAAACACUAGGAAGGGAUUUCAGUGCAGCGGAGAGCCUCUUCUCUGCACCCGAACACGACACGAGAAGCACUGCUGACUUGUUGCACACUAUUUGACCUCAGCAGCUGCUGUCGGGACAGGAGGAACUACAGCUGCAGAAAUCCAGGUGAAUCCGUCCAGGUGCACCUGGACUAAACAUGUGAAAAGUUUGAAGGAAAAAUAUAUUUAUGUGAGUAUUAUAUAAAAAAUGUAUUAUUUUGUCUGAUGCUUAUUUAUAUUAAAAUAAUAAAUUAAAAAA